ACCUUUUUGGAACUAUACGGAGACGGUGUAUGGGUGAAAGGACUUCUCUCUUGUUCUGUUUAACUAGUUACUAAAAUGGCUGGAAUUAACGUUUUCCGCUCCGUGAUCGAUGUGUCAAAAACUCACUACAGAGAUAUACUUCUGAAGAAAAACAGGUUUCAACUAUCAUCAUGUUCUGGAGUUUGGAAUAGGGGUAAAUAUUACAGUUCAUCAUCUGAUGACUACCUCCAUGAGUCCAUCAUCCCAACGAUGCAUUUCCAGAACAGCUUACCCCGGCUUCCCAUUCCCAAGCUACCAGACACCUGUAGGCGGUACCUGGCCUCUCAAAGGCCCCUCCUGACAGACGAGCAAUUCGCCCGUACUAAAGCCAUCGUCAACGACUUCCAGAGGAACGAAGGACCUGAUUUGCAUACCUUGCUGAAGAUACAGGACAGACAGAACAAACACACAAACUACAUCUCAGGUGCCUGGUUUGACAUGUACCUGAAAGCAAGGGAAUCCAUUGUACUCAGUGCUAACCCGUUCAUUACGUACAACAGUGAUCCCAAGCCAGAGAAUAUGGACCAGUUGAUCAGAGCCACUAACAUGGUUGUGUCUGCCGCUAAGCUGAUGAAGACGCUAAGAGCAAAUAAACUAGAGCCGGAACUCUUUCAUCUGAAUCCUAAGAAGACUGAACUAGACAGCUUCAAGAGGACAGCAAGUCGGAUGCCCAAGUCGAUUGCUUCCUACUAUGCCAUCCUUAACAAGGCCUUUCCUCUGGACAUGAGUCAGUACUUCAGACUAUUCAAUUCUUCCCGUAUCCCGCUGCCUGUGAGAGACGACUUUGUGACGGACCCGAGUGCAAGACAUGUGCUCGUUGUUAGGAACGGCCACUUCUUCACGUUCGACGUCUUGGAUACAGAUGGUAAUAUUCUUCCCCCCUCCGUCAUCCAUGCCAACAUCCGCUACAUCUUACAAGACCCCUCCACACCCUCCGAGAAUCCCCUGGGCUAUCUGACCAGUGAGAAUCGAGACACGUGGGCCGGUCUACGCAAACAUCUUGCCGAUAGCAGUGCAGCUAAUGUGGAAUCAUUGCGACUCAUCGACACGGCCAUGCUAUGUGUGUGUCUGGAUGAGGCAUCGCCUGACACCCCAGAAAGCAUGACGAGGCUGAUGCUGUAUGGAGACGCAAGUAACAGGUGGUUUGAUAAGUCCAUCCAGGUCAUCCUGUGCAAGAAUGGCAUGAUGGGAGUCAACUUUGAGCAUGCCUGGGGAGACGGUGUGGCCGUCUUAAGAUUCUUCAACGAGGUGUACAAGGAUAACUCGGAGAACCCCGCCGUAGGGGCGGAGUCAGUACCGAGCAGGGAAGACGCUUCACAGAAUGUCCAGAGGAUGAACUUUGAUCUUGACGCAGGAAUCGUCCAAGGGAUCAAGACGGCGAAGGACAAUUUUAUCGCCAUGACAACAAGGCUCAGCGUGUGCGCCAAACAGAACUUCUUGUACGGCCGAGACUUCAUCAAGACGACUGAUAUCAGUCCUGAUGCCCUGAUGCAGCUAUCAUUCCAGAUGGCGUACUACAGGCUAACAGGGCAGACAACCGCUACAUAUGAGUCUGCCAGUACGUCAGCCUUCAAGCACGGCCGAACUGAGACACUACGACCAGCGACGAUGGAUACCAAGCGAUGUGCCGAGGCCUUUCAAAAAGACUCGGGGGUCAGCGCACAGGAGAAGAGAGCCCUGAUGAAGGCUUGUUCCGAUACACACUACAACCUCACCAAAGAGGCACUCAUGGGUAAAGGCUGGGAUCGUCAUCUCUUCGGAUUACGGAAACUGACGGAAACAGACCUCAUGAAACCCGACAUCUUCACCGACCCCGCCUACUCGGAUAUCAAUCACAUCAUUCUGUCCACCAGUACGCUGUCCAGCCCGGCCGUGCUGAUCGGUGGGUUCGCUCCAGUCACGCCCAAUGGGUUCGGUAUCGGGUACAGCGUCUCGGAUGAUAACCUGGGGGUGAAUAUAACGAGUUACCCAGACUCACACAGCGUGGAAGACUUUGUUGAGUGUAUCAAUAGUAGCUGGGAGGAUAUGUAUGAAGUGUUGACCACUACGACAUCGGUUAAAGCAAAGAAGUAGUGAUUAGGAGAGAAUCUCUCUGCCACUCCCCACCCAGCCCUGAAGUCUUGACCACAAUCACAUCAAUGAAAGCAAAGAAGUAGUGAUUAGGAGUGAAUCUCACUCUGAUUCCCCACCCAGCCCUGAAGUCUUGACCACAAUCACAUCAAUGAAAGCAAAGAAGUAGUGAUUAUGAGAGAAUCUCACUCUGCCUCCCCACCCAGCCCUGAAGUCUUGACCACAAUCACAUCAAUGAAAGCAAAGAAGUAGUGAUUAGGAGAGAAUCUCACUCUGCCUCCCCACCCAGCCCUGAAGUCUUGACCACAAUCACAUCAAUGAAAGCAAAGUAGUAGUGAUUAGGAGAGAAUCUCACUCUGCCUCCCCACCCAGCCCUGAAGUCUUGACCACAAUCACAUCAAUGAAAGCAAAGAAGUAGUGAUUAGGAGAGAAUCUCUCUGCCACUCCCCAUCCAGCCCUGAAGUCUUGACCACAAUCACAGUGAUAAAAGCAAAGUAGUAGUGACUAGGAGAGAAUCUCACUCUGCCUCCCCGUCCCUAACCCUGAAGUCUUGACCGCGACAACAUCGGUGAAAGCAAAGUAGUAGUGAUUAGGAGAGAAUCUCACUCUGCCUACCCGUCCCUAACCCUGAAGUCUUGACCGCGACAACAUCGGUGAAAGCAAAGUAGUGAUUUAGAGAUUGUCACUCGGCCACUCCCCACCCAGCUCCGAAGUCUUGACCACAACCACAGUGAUGAAAGCAAAUAAGUAGUGAUCAGGAGACAACCUCACUCUGCCUCCCCCACCCCAAACCUGCCAUCGGUGAAAGCAAAGAAGUAAUGAUUAGGAGAGAUUCUCACUCUACCACCCUAUCCCACCCCACCCCUCUACCACACCCCCUUCACUCACUAUGUUUCCUGAGAACAGACAAUCAAUUAUAGACCCUACCUUCUCAGUUUACACCACUAUUAUAUUUCAUUAUGGGAAACCUCUGUUAAAGAGCUUCCGAGUAUUGCCACCGAAUCUCAGAAGAAUGCCAGACGACGGCACUACAAAUUUUACUAUUUGCCGUAUUCCAGAUGGAAAUAUUUCUGAGGACAUUUGUGUCACUGUGUCAGGUUUAUCAAAAGUAAGCUACAAGAUUCAAAAUCGUUCAUAAUGUUUUAUUUCACCAAAACAAAAACUUUAUCACAAGUGGAUCAAGGAUUUGUUAUAAUAAAAAAUGUUAAAUUGUUGUUGUUUUUUUGGAUGAUUGCAGGGUUUUGUUUUAACAAGACAUUAUUUUUUUUAUUUUGACUGGAGAUGUUCUGUUUAUAGAUUUCAGUGAGUGUUUCAGUCUGGGUCGUUUACCAAUGAAAAUUAGCAAGAAUCGCAUUAAGCAUUGGCUUUAAAUUUGUGUGGAAUUUCAAGAAAAGAACAAAAGCCACUCUUCCGCCUACUCCCCCCUCCCCCACACCACCAAAGUGGAAUGUGUUAUUUAGCUCAAGUUUAAGAAACAAUGCAAUGCCAUGUGUAUUCAACGAACAUGAAUUCCAUUCCAUAGUGUUGUAAAAACUGGGACCAGUUUCUACUUUGAAAAAGUACCCAAAAUCGGUAUGUAAUACUCUGUGUAUUAUUUAUUUCAGUUACCAUGAAUGUAUAAAGUUUUUAUCAGACAGUUAUAAAAGACACUUAUACAAAGAAUUUA
Molecule: messenger RNA, 3775 nt
Organism: Asterias rubens (European starfish)
Lineage: Eukaryota; Metazoa; Echinodermata; Asteroidea; Forcipulatida; Asteriidae
Product: carnitine O-palmitoyltransferase 2, mitochondrial-like
Exons: 12
Coding region: 76-2112 (678 amino acids)
Biological process (GO): fatty acid beta-oxidation
Cellular component (GO): mitochondrion
Molecular function (GO): carnitine O-palmitoyltransferase activity
Source: RefSeq, a predicted model, not a curated record